Messenger RNA from Anguilla anguilla (European eel), 2734 nucleotides. RefSeq names its product polyribonucleotide nucleotidyltransferase 1, mitochondrial. Gene Ontology annotation, cellular component: cytosol; mitochondrion. The record is from RefSeq and is a predicted model, not a curated record. Gene Ontology annotation, biological process: mitochondrial RNA 3'-end processing; mitochondrial mRNA catabolic process. Lineage: Eukaryota; Metazoa; Chordata; Actinopteri; Anguilliformes; Anguillidae. Gene Ontology annotation, molecular function: polyribonucleotide nucleotidyltransferase activity; RNA binding; 3'-5'-RNA exonuclease activity. The coding region runs from base 113 to 2422 and encodes 769 amino acids. The transcript has 28 exons.
AAUGACUGGAGAGCACUUCCGCACAUGUGCGCAUUGGAGGUGGACUCGGCUGGAGUAGUAGUUUCAAAAUUGAUUUUUAUUUGGGGAAAAACAAGCAAAUGGUCCCUCGGAUAUGAAACAUUUUCUCGUCCUUGGGUUCAGAGUAGCCCGGUUUAAUUUGCGACACUGUCACCAAAGUGUUUGGGGCAAGCAUGGCACCGUCAAGAAGGUUGGGGUUGACUUGGGGGAAAGAAAACUUGAGAUAUCGACGGGCAGACUUGCCAGGUUUGCCGAUGGAUGUGCUGUUGUACAGCUUGGGGAUACCUCUGUGAUGGUGACCGCUGUGAGCAAAACAAAGCCCACCUCCUCUCAAUUCAUGCCACUCGUAGUGGACUACAGGCGCAAAGCAGCAGCCGCUGGCAGGAUACCCACCAACCACCUCCGGAGAGAGCUGGGCACGACCGACGAUGAGAUCCUCACCAGCCGACUGAUAGAUAGGUCCAUCAGGCCACUGUUCCCUGCUGGUUAUUUCUAUGACACACAGGUUGUGUGUAACCUGUUAGCUGUUGAUGGAGUGAAUGACCCAGACGUUCUUGCGAUCAAUGGGGCCUCAGCAGCUCUUGCUCUCUCUGACAUCCCAUGGAAUGGGCCUAUUGGUGCGGUGCGAAUGGGCCUGGUAGAUGGCGAGUUCCUAGUGAAUCCGACCCGAAAGCAGAUGGCGUCCAGCACACUGAACCUGGUGGUGGCGGGAGCCCUUCACAGUCAAGUAGUGAUGAUGGAGGCGGCUGCAGACAACGUGCUGCAGCAGGACUUCUGCCACGCUGUGAAGCUGGGCAUCAAACACAUACAGCAGAUCGUCCUGGGCAUCCAGCAGCUGGUCCGGGAGCUGGGCGUGUCCAAACGCACCCCUCCAAAACUCUUCACUGCUGUCCCGGAGAUGGUAGCGUAUGCGCAACAAUUGGCGUCGGAUAAGAUUUAUGCUGUUUUCACUGACUUUUCCCAUGACAAAAUUUCUAGAGAUGAGGCCAUCAACAGCAUACGACUGGACACAGAGGGGCAGAUUAAAGAAAAGUUUCCUGAGGCUGAGCCUUAUGAUGUGAUUGAAGCCUUCAACACUGUUUCCAAGGAGGUCUUUCGCAAUUUAGUACUUAAUGAAUACAGAAGGUGUGAUGGGAGGGAUCUGACGUCUUUGAGAGACAUUUCCUGUGAGGUGGACAUCCUCAGACCGGUCCACGGUUCUGCUCUUUUCCAGAGGGGACAGACGCAGGUGCUCUGUACUGUAACCUUUGAUUCUAUAGAAUCCAGUGUGAAAGCUGACCCCGUCACUGCUGCUUUAAGUGGAAUCAAAGAAAAGAACUUCAUGCUACACUAUGAGUUCCCUCCCUAUGCCACCAACGAGAUCGGGAAACUGGGAGGGGUGAACCGCCGGGAGCUCGGUCACGGGGCCCUGGCAGAGAAGGGUUUAAAACCCGUCAUCCCCUCCGACUUCCCCUUCACCAUACGAGUCACGUCAGAAGUGUUAGAGUCUAACGGUUCUUCGUCCAUGGCAUCAGUGUGUGGGGGCAGCCUGGCUCUCAUGGAUGCAGGCGUGCCAAUCUCGUCCCCGGUGGCUGGAGUCGCCAUAGGCCUCAUCUCCAAGGCAAACCCGGAGAAACCGUCGGAGAUCCAGGACUACAGGCUACUCACAGACAUCCUCGGAAUUGAGGAUUACAACGGAGACAUGGAUUUCAAAUUGGCGGGCACCAGCAAGGGUAUCAGUGCCUUACAGGCUGAUGUAAAGAUUCCUGGGUUACCUCUCAAAAUUGUAAUGGAGGCAAUCCAGCAAGCAACAGGGGCGAAGAGGGAGAUUUUGGCCAUCAUGAAUAAGACCAUUCCCAAACCUAGGGCCAGCAGAAAGGAGAAUGGACCGGUUGUGGAGACGGUCAGAGUGCCUGUCUCCAGACGAGCGCGGUUUGUGGGUCCAGGGGGCUACAACCUUCGCAGACUGCAAGCCCAGGCAGGUGUGACUAUAAACCAGGUGGAUGAGGAGACCUUCUCUGUGUUCGCACCGACUCCCAGUGCCAUGAACGAAGCGCAGGACUUCAUCGCAGAGCUGUGCAAAGAUGACCAAGAAAUGCAGCUGGAGUUUGGUGCGGUCUACACAGCAACCAUCACGGAAAUAAGGGACAGCGGAGUCAUGGUGAAGCUGUAUCCAAACAUGACCCCUGUUCUGCUCCACAACUCCCAGCUGGACCACAAGCGAAUAAAACAUCCGAGUGCUCUUGGCCUUGAGGUUGAACAGCAGAUUCAGGUUAAAUAUUUUGGACGAGACCCAAUUGACGGAAGGAUGCGACUGUCACGUAAAGUGCUUCAGGCUCCUGCUGCCAUGCUGGUCAAGACCAUGAGUGAGAAGCAGAGCAUUGUCAUGGGAACAGGAAAUGCUCAUGUGACAGACUCCUCUUGACCCUUCACUUUCAUCUGAAUGGUGUGUCCACCCACCUCACCCAGUGAUUAUGUUUAUGUCUACCUGUAUCUCAGUUGGAGUAAACCAGAGCUUCUAGCUUGUAGCUCGUUUUUUUUUCUGUUACCAGUUAGACAAAAACACCAGAAUGAAUGUGUAUGUUUGAAUGAUGGAAUGAGAAAACAAUUUGGACUAUAAUAUAAAUACACGUGUAUUAUUAUAUAUUUUGAUAUUUUUUAUAUAAUAUUCUGGUAUGUAUGUCUGUAUGUAUGUAAAAGCUUUGGUGUGAUAAUGUGAAAUAAACAUGAAAAAUUA